This is a messenger RNA of Linderina pennispora, 735 nucleotides long. Its product is annotated as ribosomal protein S24, isoform CRA_j. Bases 376 to 735 code for a protein of 119 amino acids. The record is from RefSeq and is a predicted model, not a curated record. Gene Ontology annotation, biological process: translation. Gene Ontology annotation, cellular component: ribosome. NCBI's taxonomy places the organism in Eukaryota, Fungi, Kickxellomycota, Kickxellomycetes, Kickxellales, Kickxellaceae. Gene Ontology annotation, molecular function: structural constituent of ribosome. The transcript is spliced from 2 exons.
UUGCGUAGACAAAUAUAUUGACAAUGGUAUGGAUACAGACAGCUGAAUCCGCGGGCAGCAGGCAGAUCGUGAUAUUUUCGGCCGGGCAUCCAUCGCGUAUCCGUUGAAUUCAAACCGGGCGUCGGGGAUACUUUGGCAGCCAAUGCUGGUUCCUGGGAAUUUGAACUGGCGACCAAUUCGAAUUGUGAUCUGCUUCUCAGACAGUCCGGCCGAACGUUCGCGAGGGGUCUGCAGACCAUCUGCCUGCGCCAGCACAGCCAAAUUUCGAAGGCAUUCGGGAGCGAGUGCUAAUUCAGAACCCCACCCCCUUUUGUCCAAUUCCGGUAUGUUUUGUAGGCUGACGCUUCCACCGUUACCAUCAGGACCCGCAAGUUCAUGACCAACCGCCUGCUUCAGCGCAAGCAGAUGGUUGUGGAUAUCAUCCACCCCGGUCUCGCUAACAUCAGCAAGGAGGAGCUCCGCGAGAAGCUCUCCAAGCUGUACAAGUCGGACAAGGAGAGCAUCUUCGUGUUCGGUUUCCGCACCCAGUUCGGUGGAGGCAAGACUACCGGCUUCGCCCUGGUCUACGACUCGCUGGACGCUGCCAAGAAGUUCGAGCCCAAGUACCGUCUUGCUCGCCAGGGCCACCUCACUCUGGACACCACCUCGCGCAAGCAGCGCAAGGAGCGCAAGAACCGCUUGAAGAAGCUGCGCGGUACCGCCAAGGUCAAGGGAAAGAAGGCCCGCAAGGAGUAA